Molecule: messenger RNA, 3459 nt
Organism: Pteropus alecto (black flying fox)
Lineage: Eukaryota; Metazoa; Chordata; Mammalia; Chiroptera; Pteropodidae
Gene: PLBD2
Product: phospholipase B domain containing 2
Exons: 12
Coding region: 71-1840 (589 amino acids)
Biological process (GO): phospholipid catabolic process
Cellular component (GO): extracellular region
Molecular function (GO): glycerophospholipase activity
Source: RefSeq, a predicted model, not a curated record
CGGUCUCCCAGCCCUCUGUGGCAGAGCGCAGUCACGUGAGCCCGGCUGCGGCUCCCUGCUCCGGGCUGUGAUGGUGGCCCCGAUGGACCGCUCCCCUGGAGGCCGCCUGGCCGGAGCUCUGAAGCGGACCCUGGCGCUGACCCUGGUGCUGGCUCCGCUGGCCGGGCUGUUCCUGAGCGGCCGGACCAGCGCAAUCCAGACCCCGGGGAGCCGCUGGGGGUCCGAAGGGCCGGUCUCACCCGCCUCCCGCAGCCGCUCGGUGCUCCUGGACCCCCAGACGGGCCAGCUGCGUCUGGUGGAUGGCCGCCAUCCUGACGCUGUGGCUUGGGCCAAUCUCACCAACGCCAUUCACGAGACCGGGUGGGCCUUUCUGGAGCUGCACACCAAUGGCCACUACAGCGACAGCCUGCAGGCCUACGCUGCAGGCGUGGUGGAGGCUGCCGUGUCUGAGGAGCUCAUCUAUAUGCACUGGAUGAACACGGUGGUGAAUUACUGCGGCCCCUUCGAGUACGAAGUCGGUUACUGCGAGAAGCUCAAGAGCUUCCUGGAGGCCAACCUGGAGUGGAUGCAGGAGGAGAUGGAGUUGAACAAGGACUCUGCUUACUGGCACCAGGUGCGGCUGACCCUCCUGCAGCUGAAAGGCCUAGAGGACAGCUAUGAAGGCAGUGUGACCUUUCCAACUGGGAAGUUCACCAUCAAACCCUUGGGGUUCCUCCUGUUGCAGAUCUCUGGGGACCUGGAAGACCUGGAGCUGGCCCUGAACAAGACCAAGACCAGGCAUACCCUGGGUGCUGGCUCCUGCUCCGCCCUCAUCAAGCUGCUGCCCGGCCACGGUGACCUCCUGGUCGCCCACAACACCUGGAACUCCUACCAGAACAUGCUGCGUGUCAUCAAGAAGUACUCAUUCCAGUUCCGGCAAGGCCCCCAAGAGGACUCUCCCCUGGCUCCUGGCAACAAGUUGGUCUUCUCGUCCUAUCCCGGCACCAUCUUCUCCUGUGACGACUUCUACGUCCUGGGCACUGGGCUGGUGACACUGGAGACCACCAUAGGCAACAGGAACCGGGACCUGUGGAAGUACGUGAAGCCCGAGGGCUGUGUGAUGGAGUGGCUGCGCAACACCCUGGCCAACCGCCUGGCCGUGGACGGGGCCACCUGGGCGGAUGUCUUCAAGACGUUCAACAGUGGCACGUAUAACAACCAGUGGAUGAUUGUGGACUACAAGGCGUUCGUCCCCGGUGGGCCCAGCCCUGGGAGCGGGGUGCUCACCAUCCUGGAGCAGAUCCCGGGCAUGGUGGUGGUGGCCGACAAGACUUCAGAGCUCUACCAGAAGACCUACUGGGCCAGCUACAACAUACCGUCCUUUGAGAGUGUGUUCAAUGCCAGUGGGAUGCAGGACCUGGUGGCCCAGUAUGGGGACUGGUUCUCCUACGACGGGAGCCCCCGGGCCCAGAUCUUCCAGCGGAACCAGUCGCUGGUGCGGGACGUGGGCUCCAUGAUGCAGCUCAUGAGGUACAAUGACUUCCUGCACGACCCGCUGUCACUGUGCAAAAGCUGCAGCCCGCAGCCCAACGGGGAGAACGCCAUCUCGGCCCGCUCCGACCUCAACCCAGCCAACGGCUCCUACCCCUUCCAGGCCCUGAGCCAGCGUUCCCAUGGGGGCAUCGAUGUGAAGGUGACUAGCGCGGCGCUGGCCAAGGCCUUGCGCUUUCUGGCAGCCAGUGGCCCCACGUGGGACCAGCUGCCGCCUUUCCAGUGGAGCACCUCGCCCUUCAGCGGCCUGCUGCACAUGGGCCAGCCCGACCUCUGGAAGUUCUCGCCCAUCGAGGUCUGGUGGGACUGAGGCACCGUCUCUGCCCUGCUGCCUUCUGCGCCUGCUGACACAGCAGGGCCACCCUGCCGGCUGCCGCAGUGACCUCCUGCCCACUCCCUCCGUGGCCUUUGCCCCUGCUGUGCCGAAAGCCAGGACCUGGGUCUGCCAGGUUCACGCUCGUCUUGGUGUCUCCUCCUGGGUGGGGCAGGGGACCUGAUGGGGCCCAGAACUGACCCUCUCCCCCGAAGUGGGUGAGUGCCCCCUCUGCGACUGUCAUCUCUUGUCCGUGUUUCUCUCCCCGUUCUCCCUGCUGCUCUCUCUCCCACCCUGGGCCCCGUCCCGAGGGAUCAGGUUCCAGAGCCCGCAGUGGGGCAGGAGGGGCCUGUCUGGUUCCUCCCUCCUGGCAUCAUUCCUGCCAGUGGCUCUGGAGCUUGUGGAGUUUCAGCCCCCCGAGAUCUGGGCGUUACCUGCUGUUGGAGUCGUUCCUCCCAGACACCAGCCCCAGCCCCUCUGCUGCCUUGGGGAGCAGCUCCCCAUUUCCCGUUCUGGGCAGCUUCCUCAAGGACAGAAACUCAAACAAAAACCAAAGUUUCUGAUGACUUGUGGCUGGAGGGGCCUGCGUGUCCUCCCUCCAGGGGCACGCAGGAAGGGGUGGCAGCCCACAUGCUCCAGCCUCGCUCCCACCACGGAACCUGGCCUCGCCCCGGGCCUCGGGGCAGCGCCCACAGCUUCCCCGCCACAGGAGCCAGAUUGCAGGCUGUGUCGCCAUUAAAUGAGAGAGGCUGUGGCCCCUGUGCUGUGCUUUCUGGGGCCGUGGGUGAGGCCGGGACCACGCCUUUUCUCCUCUCAAGUUUCAGGCCUGCACCCGCCUCCCAUGCAUCUUCCUGUCCAUCCUUCUGUCUGUCCAUCCAUUUAUUUGCCAACCUACCCACCCAUCAUCCGUCUGUACAUGCAUCCAUCCAUCUGAUCCUGCCCAUACAUUUACCCAUUUGAACAUCCAUGUUUUCCAAUCAUCCAACCAUCCAUCCACCCAUCUAUCGACCCAUUCAUCCAUUCAUCUGUCCAUCUUUUUAUGUGUUCAUCAUCCAUCCAUCUAUCCAUCCAUCCGUCUGUCCAUAUGUUUAUUGAGCACCUACUUUGUUCUGGGUCCUAUUUCAGGACCCUGUUAACCACCAAGACCUUGCCAAGUCCUACUGCGGGGUACAGAUAAACACAAAACAGAGCGCCUCCCCAUCUGUUUAUUCUCAGAAACCUACAUUGGAGACAGGACUCGCCCAGUGCUACGUGCCUGGGGAGAGGAAAGCACAUCCUUGGAUUCGGAGACCUGGGUUCGAAUCCUGUCUCCACCUCUUACUAGCUAUGGGACUUAUCCUCUCUGGGUCUCGGGUACCUCAUCUCUAAAACGAGGAGAUGUGGUCAGCACUUACCUGGGGCAGGAUUCGCUGCAGUGGUGGCUGCGACGCAGCUCACACGGGGCCUCACACACUCAACAUUCAUUAACAAGUAUUACUGAAUAUGUAGUACAUGCCAGGCACUGUUCUAAAGUCCCGUGGAUACCUUGUAACGAAAGAUACCAAAAAAUCUGCUCUUGUAAAGUUUACAUUGGGGAGAUAGUCAACAAAAUAAAUAAAAUAGGUGCGUAAGCUGUU